GCUCGCUCUCUGUCUCGGCGGCCGGGCGGUCUGCGAGCGUCUCCGGGGUGCGGAACAGUGCUCCAGCGAGGCGGAGAGGCGGGCGGCAGCGGCCGGGAGCGGUGACCCGGGCCGGGAGACGGAGCCCGAACCGGAGCAGCGGUCGGCGGCAGGGAACUGUCUGUAGCGGUGCGGGGCAGGCGGAACGGCGGCAGAGAUGGGUGCUGCGGGGAGGCGCUGGGGCCGAAGGGAGCGAGCGCUCCUGUGGACCGUCCUAGUGGCGGUGUGGGACGCGGCGUGGGGGCAGCUGCGCUACUCGGUUCCCGAGGAGCUGCCCAAGGGCUCGUUCGUGGGCGACGUGGCCAAGGACCUGGGGCUGGAGCUGCCGGCGGUCCGCGACCGCGGCGUCCGAGUCGUCUCCGAAGGUAGGACGCAGUAUUUCGCUCUGCACGGGAAGACGGGCCAUUUGGUGACAGCGGAGAGGAUAGACAGGGAGCAGCUGUGCGAGAGUGUGCAGCAAUGUGUGCUGCGGUGCGAGGUGAUAGUGGAGGGGGAAAUGAAGGUUUACAAAAUCGAAGUAGAGAUCACAGACGUUAACGACAACGCCCCCAGCUUUCGACCAGCAGAAAAAGAACUGAGAAUGAGCGAGACGACUGCCCCAGGGUCGCGAUUUCCGCUGGCCGAGGCUCACGACCCGGACUCGAGCCCCAAUUCGCUGCAGCGCUACGAGCUGAGCGGCGACGAGCACUUCUCGCUGGCCGUGCAGGCGGGCCCCGACGGGGAUCAGCGUCCCGAGCUGGUGCUGGCGAAGGCGCUGGACCGCGAGGAGGCGGCGUUUCACGAGCUGGUGCUGAGGGCGAGCGACGGCGGAGAGCCUGCGCGGACGGGCACGGCGCGGAUCUGCGUGGCCGUGCUGGACGCCAACGACAACGCGCCCGUGUUCAGCCAGGCGGAGUACACGGUGCGUGUGCCCGAGGACGUGCCCGUGGGCUCCGUCCUCGUCACCGUCACGGCCGCCGACUCUGACGAAGGUCUGAACGGACACGUCAAAUACUCGUUGAAGAAAAUCACAGACAAAGCCUCAAAGAUUUUGCAGCUGGACUCUGAGACGGGAGCGGUCAGGCUGGUGCAGAGCCUCGACUUUGAGGAAAUCUCCUCAUACGAACUGGAAGUGCAGACUCAUGAUGGCGGCGGUCUUUUCGACACCGCGAAAGUCGUGAUCACUGUGACAGACGUCAACGACAACGCACCAGAGAUUUCAGUGCGGUCGGCUUUGAGUGAAAUCUCGGAGAACGUGCCGCUAGGGACGGUGUUGGCCCUACUACACGUGGAGGAUCGGGACUCGGGGGCGAACGGCCAGGUGCGGUGCAGCAUCGGCGAGAGCCUCCCGUUCCGCCUGGAGAAGUCCUUUGAGGACUACUAUCGCGUGGUGACGUCGGGAGAGCUGGACCGCGAGAAGGUGUCGGAGUACAACGUGACGGUGCGGGCGGUGGACGGCGGGUCGCCGGCGCUGGAGAGCAGCGCGCUGUUGUCGCUGCGUGUGCUGGACGUGAACGACAACGCGCCGGUGUUCGCGGAGGCGCGCUACAGCGCCCGCCUGGCCGAGAACAACGCGGCGGGCGCGCUGGUGCUGACGGUGCGGGCGUGGGACGCGGACUGGGGGCAGAACGCGCGCGUGCGGUACCGGCUGUCGGAGGGGCGGGUGCGGGGCGCGCCGCUCUCGUCGUACGUGUCGGUGCAGGCGGAGACGGGCGCGCUGUACGCGCUGCGCUCCUUCGACUACGAGGAGGUGCGCGAGGUGCGGCUGUGGGUGCGGGCGGAGGACGGCGGCGCGCCGGCGCUGAGCAGCAACGUGUCGGUGCGACUGGAGAUCGUGGACGAGAACGACAACGCGCCGCAGGUGCUGUACCCGCCGGCGGCGGCGCCGUCGUCCGCGGCGGGCGCGGGCUGGGCAGGCGUGGAGCUGGCGCCGCGCUCGGCGGAGCCCGGGGCGCUGGUGGCCAAGGUGGUGGCGGUGGACGCGGACGCGGGGCAGAACGCGUGGCUGUCGUACGAGCUGGCCAAGGCGACGGAGCCGGGGCUGUUCCGCGUGGGGCUGCACAGCGGCGAGGUGCGCACGGCGCGCUUCCCGCUGGCCCGCGACGCGGCGCGGCAGAGCCUGGUGGUGGUGGUGAAGGACCACGGGCGGCCGGCGCUGUCGGCCACGGCCACGCUGACGGUGGUGCUGGCCGAGAGCGUGGCCGAGCUGCUCUCGGAGCUGGGCAGCGCGGCGGCGGCGACGCCGGGCGAGCCGGCCGGCAGCCUCACGCGCUGGCUGGUGCUGGCCGUGGCGGCCGUGUCCUGCCUCUUCCUCGCCUUCCUGCUGCUGCUGCUGGCGCUGCGCCUGCGGCGCUGGCGCCGCUCGCAGCUGCUGGCGGCGGCGGGCAGCGCCGCCUUGCGCGGCGUCCCGGCCUCGCACUUCGUGGGCAUCGACGGCGUCCGCGCCUUCCUGCACUCCUACUCGCACGAGGUGUCGCUCACGGCCGACUCGCGCAAGAGCCAGCUCCGCUUGUCGGCCGGCAGCUGCUGCGACACCCUCCCGGCCCGGCCGCCGCCCGACGAGCCCGCGCCGCUGCUCGGGGAGGACUCUUCGGCUGCCCUCUGCGCGGACCCCGCCGCUGCCCCGAGCCCUUGUGUUUCUUCUGAGAAUGGUGGUGAGAAGCCAAAUGUACCUCCCUUCUUGUGCAAUGUAGUAGAGCCACCGAAAGAGUAUUAUUUCUACCUGGCCGGGAUCGCCGCGAGGAUCACGGAGGAGCUCGUCUCGAGAGCAGCCGAGGCAGAGAUCACCGCUGGCCAGGACCCGAUGGCUGCUCGGUGUCACCCGUCCCGUGCCCGCGAGCUGGACCUGGGCAAAGUCGGGCGGGGAGCGCUCGGCAGCGCCCGGUGCCUGCAGUGCCGAGAGGAGGCUGCGGGCGCCGCUGUUGACCGAGGAGGAGCGAGAGGAAGGCCGGAGUGCUGCCGGCAGCCCCGCCCGCUGCGGCGCGGCGCGGCUCGCUCUGUCGCUCGCUCUCUGUCUCGGCGGCCGGGCGGUCUGCGAGCGUCCCCGGGGUACGGAACAGUGCUCCAGCGAGGCGGAGAGGCGGGCGGCAGCGGCCGGGAGCGGUGA
This is a messenger RNA of Strigops habroptila (Kakapo), 3124 nucleotides long. Its product is annotated as protocadherin gamma-A10-like. The record is from RefSeq and is a predicted model, not a curated record. Gene Ontology annotation, molecular function: calcium ion binding. Gene Ontology annotation, cellular component: plasma membrane. The coding region runs from base 197 to 3124 and encodes 975 amino acids. Gene Ontology annotation, biological process: homophilic cell-cell adhesion. Lineage: Eukaryota; Metazoa; Chordata; Aves; Psittaciformes; Psittacidae. The transcript has 3 exons.